Molecule: messenger RNA, 1071 nt
Organism: Rhagoletis zephyria (snowberry fruit fly)
Lineage: Eukaryota; Metazoa; Arthropoda; Insecta; Diptera; Tephritidae
Source: RefSeq, a predicted model, not a curated record
GUUAUACUAAUACUAAAUUCUUUUAAUUUAUUUUCAUCAAAUUUAUCAUCGGUGCGAACGUGCAACCAAAUCUUGCUCCAAGCGUUGCGCCGAUAACUAUGGGACCCAAUAGUAACGUAUCUAUGUUUUACAAAACUGCCGGAGGUGAAACUUUCGCUGUGGGAACAAUCGGUAGAUAAUAAAACUGCAAUUUCCAAGUGGAUAGAUAUGGACCGAUUUCUUUCAAAUAGGUUCCAAACGCUUGAAUCGGUCUCAGGUUUAAGAGGAAUCACGGCUAUGAAACCCUCAAAGGCUCCGAACUAUAAGCAUACCUCUGAACUUUCGCAUAAGAGACUUGGCGCUUUUCAAACAAGUGUCGUUAAAUAUAUGUGCAAUAUGUGCCAGUGUAACGAACACAAGGUGCAUCUAUGUCCAAGGUUCCGCAAAUUAACCGUAGAAGACAGAGUUGCUUUCGAAAAAAACAAUAAUUGUUGUGUGAAAUGCCUCGCCUUUAGACAUUUGGUAUCGAAAUGCACUAGUUCGUUCAAUUGCGCCACCUGCCAUUCUCGAAAUCACUCACUCCUACACGUUCAAACAGCACCUCCAAAGGAAACAAAUUGGAAUGAGAUUUCUGAACCUUUGGAUACUUCAGCGUCCACGUCCGGACAGGCUCAAAUGCGACGCGAAUCUACAAUAGGCAAAAGCAAAACUGUUAAUAAGUUGUUAAAUGCUGGAAAACUUAAUAAAAUCCUGGCGGGCGAACUGAGGGAACAGUAAAGUAUUUUUUUUCACAAAAUAAGCACUGUACGAUAGUUAAUAAAGAAAUGGAGCAAGUAGAAGUAGGCGAGUUGCACCUUAUGACUUGAUACUAAAGGCGUAUUCAGCGUUCGUGUUAAUAAAGAAAUAGUUAAUAUGUCGUCCGGAGAAGAAAAUUUUUGCUAUGGCGUCGAUAUCUACUGCCGUUUUUGAAUAUCCACACGAGCAAGUGGAGUAGGGGAGUUGCACCUUAUGGCUUGACACUAAAAGUUAGAGCAGUUGUGAUGCCAAUCCACGACCUAAAUAUGUACAUAUGAAGGGUUAGUUAAUGGUCUC